AUGCUCAUGACCGAGAUCUAUCAGAAAGCUUUUCAUGCCAGCAGUGUCUUCGCGAGCAUCUCCAGACCAUUGAAGAGGCACUGCGAACGCGUUCUGGUGCAGAAGCAAGCACGCAAGGCUUCCUACGCCUUUGGUGCGAUGUGUUGGGUACUGAAGACGACUUUCAACAAUGGGUCGUAG
Molecule: messenger RNA, 180 nt
Organism: Fulvia fulva
Lineage: Eukaryota; Fungi; Ascomycota; Dothideomycetes; Mycosphaerellales; Mycosphaerellaceae
Exons: 1
Coding region: 1-180 (59 amino acids)
Source: RefSeq, a predicted model, not a curated record